AGGAAUUUUAAAAAUGGCAGGCUAAAGGAAUAUAUGAUCAAAUGGGAGGCUCUUGUGCCACCAGCAUUUCUAUGCCAUCCCAUUUGCCAUGCAGGAAGGCUGAGCAACUGCAAAUCGAACGGCUUCCAAGGAGGUUUUGGUGUGGGGCCUAUUGUGCCAAUAACCCCCUUGGGGCUACCAUGGCUGGUGUUUGCCAACUUGGCUUUCGGAUAUUGAUACUUUAUGACCUUCUCCCCUAUAAUGCCCCUGGCGGCAUUACAGUUAUGCCGCAAAAUGGCGGCUGGUUUCCUAUAACACCCCAAACCCUAAACCUGGACUAGCAAAACUAUAUUUCUCUGUUCAGAAAACAUGGGGGGGGGGGGCAAUAAUCAAUGACAGUUACUUACUGUGAUGACUUGAUCCAAAUAACAUGCCAAUAUAAGGAAUGAUUCCAGAACCAUCUGAAUCAUCCCCAUAUUUAUCUAGUCCGGUGAGAUUUGUGAAUCCAGUCUUCAGCUCAGCUACCUGGAUGUUCAGUGCAGCCUUAAUUGCACCCCAGACCAGAACAAAACCUUUUGAUGUCCACUUCGUUUAUCUGUUGCAGGCUACUGGAAUACUCAAUGCUGUCCUUCAAAAAUAUGGCACUUACGAGAGCUUUGAGGCCUCCAAUGGUGGAAAGCUGCUUACCAAAUGCCAAAUCUGGUCCAUCACCAGGAAGUAUAUGCAGAAGGAAGGCUGCUCUGGAGAGGUGGUGGUUCAGCUCACAGAAGACCUCCUUUCCCAGGCGGUCAUGAUGGUGGAAAACAGCCGCCCAACGUUAGCAAUCAACCUCUCUGGAGCGCGUCAGAACUGGCUGGAAGGCAUGUUGCGCCAUGAGAUAGGUCAGCUCUGAAAGAUCUCUCCCACUUUUGCCCCUUGUGCCUUAAAAGUGAACUUAGGUCCUUUGAAAAUUCAUAAAGCACGUUGGCCUUGGUGAGACGAGAGGGGCAUGGAGGCUUUUCCCUUUUUCUGCAUUGGCUGAAGUUCCGGGUUGAAAGAAACUCCAAGGAAAGCAAAGCCACAACUCGAGGUUUGGUCCAACUUGCAGCUGGUUAGUCCAGCUGCAGCGUAAAAACUCCCAAGUUUGGUUUAUAUUUUGUAGGGAGGUUUUGGCAACACAGUGAUAGUCCUCAACGUUUGUGGCCACAAUUAAGCUUCACAUUUCUGUGACUGAGUAACUUGAUUGUUAAGUGAAUUUUGUCUAUUUUGCCCAU
This is a messenger RNA of Notechis scutatus (mainland tiger snake), 1232 nucleotides long. NCBI's taxonomy places the organism in Eukaryota, Metazoa, Chordata, Lepidosauria, Squamata, Elapidae. The record is from RefSeq and is a predicted model, not a curated record.